AUGGACAGACUUAGCAAUAGGGUCUCAAAAAACAGUGUAGCCCACAAUGUAUCCUCAGCAUCAGUGAGAAGACGUGUAGGAGAUCUAAGCUCUUCCUUGAGUAGGAUGAGUAUUGAUGAGAAAAAGCAAGCCAAUAGCAAUUCAACUUAUAAUGCUGACAAAAUAGCUGGCAGCGGAAGUUUUGGCACAGUAUACCAAGCAACAAUAGCUCAAACUGGUGAAACAGUUGCCAUAAAAAAGGUUUUGCAAGACCCUCGGUACAAAAACCGUGAACUUCAAAUCAUAAAAGAGCUGGUUCAUCCAAACGUCGUCGCAUUCAAGCACGCCUUCUAUAUAAAUGGUGAAAAGCCAAACGAGCUUUAUCUAAACGUCGUCAUGGAAUUUGUAAAUGAAACGCUCUACAGAGUAAUAAAGCAUUACAGCCGAAUGAGACAGCCAGUGCCUAUUUUACUAGUAAAGCUUUAUAGUUACCAAAUUAUGAGAUCUUUAGCUUGGCUCCAUGCCAAAUGACCGUGGAUUUUUGACAGUGUGCAUUUCAUCGAAAUCCAUUUGGCCGAAAAUUAACGUUUUUAUUCGGUCAAAUGUUUCACUAUCAAAAAAUUUUCGAUCAAUUUUCGGCCAAAAAUUUUUAGGUGAAAUGGACACUAGCAAAGUAGUUUGACCUGCACCCCUUUAGCUUAUAUUCAUGCAGUAGGGGUUUGCCACAGAGACAUUAAGCCUCAAAAUAUCCUAGUCGACACAAACACUCAUAGUACCAAACUUUGUGAUUUUGGCUCUGCAAAGAAACUCAUAAGAGGAGAACCCAAUGUUUCUUAUAUUUGCUCUCGCUAUUAUAGAGCCCCUGAAUUGAUUUUUGGAGCUACUGAUUAUACACCUGCAAUAGAUGUAUGGAGUGCUGGCGCGGUGGUUGCUGAAAUUUUGUUAGGACAACCGUUAUUUCCUGGAGAAAGCGGAGUAGACCAGCUUGUGGAAAUUAUUAAAAUUCUAGGGACUCCAAAUAGAGAACAAAUAAGAGACAUGAACCCAAGCUAUACAGAAAAUAAUUUUCCUCAGGUCCCACAACAUCCUUGGAAUAGAGUGUUUAAAUCGAGGACUCCAGUAGAUGCCAUUGAUUUUGUGUCAAGAUUGCUGGUAUAUUCUCCUCAGUUAAGACCGUCAGCAUUGGAAUCUUUAGAACAUCCUUUCUUUGACCAACUUAAAGAUGAGGCAACAAGGCUUCCAAAUGGAGAUCCAUUGCCACCUCUUUUUAAUUGGACUUCAGAAGAAAGGGAAAGGUACAACCCAGAUCUUCUUAGACGCUUGACACCAUCAUGAUAUAACCCUUCUUAA
Molecule: messenger RNA, 1329 nt
Organism: Blepharisma stoltei
Lineage: Eukaryota; Ciliophora; Heterotrichea; Heterotrichida; Blepharismidae
Source: the annotation of a GenBank genome assembly